This is a messenger RNA of Artibeus jamaicensis (Jamaican fruit-eating bat), 5028 nucleotides long. RefSeq names its product ATPase phospholipid transporting 10A (putative) (gene ATP10A). NCBI's taxonomy places the organism in Eukaryota, Metazoa, Chordata, Mammalia, Chiroptera, Phyllostomidae. Gene Ontology annotation, molecular function: ATP hydrolysis activity; magnesium ion binding; ATPase-coupled intramembrane lipid carrier activity. Gene Ontology annotation, biological process: phospholipid translocation. The transcript is spliced from 21 exons. The record is from RefSeq and is a predicted model, not a curated record. Gene Ontology annotation, cellular component: plasma membrane. The coding region runs from base 202 to 4677 and encodes 1491 amino acids.
GCGGGGCGGGCGAGCGGCGGAAGCGGCCUGGGCGGCGGGGGCCGGCCCCAGGCCGGGCGGGGCCGCGCUGACCGCCGUCUCCCUGCGUCCCGCAGGCGGGGAGCCCGCGCCGCCGCGCCCCUGCCGCGGGCGAUGAUCACCUAGGAGGCUGGCGCGGGCGGGCGCGAGCCGCGCAGGAGAGGGGCGCGGCGACACGCGGCCAUGGAGCGGGAGCCGGCGGCGGCCGAGGAGCCCGCGCCCCCGGGCAGGCGGCGGCGGCGGCGGCGGCGGCGCCGGGAGGGCAGGACGCGCACGGUGCGCUCCAACCUGCUGCGGCCCCCGGGCGCCGAGGACCCCGCGGCGGGCGCGGCCAAGGGCGCGCGGCACCUGGCCGACAACCGGCUCAAGACCACCAAAUACACGCUGCUGUCCUUCCUGCCCAAGAACCUGUUCGAGCAGUUCCACCGCCUGGCCAACGUGUACUUCGUCUUCAUUGCGCUGCUCAACUUUGUGCCGGCGGUGAACGCCUUCCAGCCCGGCCUGGCGCUGGCGCCCGUGCUCUUCAUCCUGGCGGUCACGGCCUUCAAGGACCUGUGGGAGGACUACAGCCGCCACCGCUCCGACCACGAGAUCAACCACUUGGGCUGCCUCGUCUUCAGUGGGGAAGAAAAGCAGUACGUGAGCCGAUUCUGGAAGGACCUCCGCGUGGGCGACUUCGUGCGCCUCCGCUGCAACGAGAUCAUCCCCGCGGAUAUUCUGCUGCUGUCCUCCAGCGACCCUGACGGGCUCUGCCACAUCGAGACCGCCAACCUGGACGGGGAGACCAACCUGAAGCGGCGGCAGGUGGUCCGGGGCUUCUCGGAGCUCGUCUCCGAAUUUGACCCUUUGACCUUCACCAGCGUCAUCGAGUGUGAGAAGCCGAACAACGACCUGAGCAGGUUCCGUGGGUGCAUUGUGCACGACAAUGGGAAGAAGGCUGGGCUGCACAAGGAGAACCUGCUGCUUCGAGGCUGCACCAUCAGGAACACGGAGGCCGUCGUUGGCAUCGUCAUCUACGCAGGACACGAAACCAAGGCGCUCCUGAACAACAGCGGGCCUCGCUACAAGCGCAGCCAGCUGGAGAGGCAGAUGAACUGCGACGUCCUCUGGUGCGUCCUCCUCCUCAUUUGCAUGUCUCUGACGUCGGCGGUGGGACAUGGACUGUGGGUCCAGCGGUAUCAAGAGAAGAAAGCCUUGUUUGAUGUCCCGGAGUCUGACGGCAGCUCUCUGUCCCCCGUCACAGCUGCAGUGUACUCGUUCCUCACCAUGGUCAUAGUUCUGCAGGUCCUGAUCCCCAUUUCGCUCUAUGUCUCCAUCGAGAUCGUUAAAGUGUGCCAGGUGUACUUCAUCAACCAGGACAUGGAGCUGUACGACGAGGAGACCGACUCCCAGCUGCAGUGCCGGGCUCUGAACAUCACGGAGGACUUGGGGCAGAUCCAGUAUAUCUUCUCGGACAAAACUGGCACUUUGACUGAGAAUAAGAUGGUUUUCCGAAGGUGCACUGUGUCUGGCGUAGAAUAUUCACAUGAUGCGAAUGCGCAGCGUCUGGCAAGGUACCAGGAAGCUGACUCGGACUCGGAGGAGGCGGCGCCCAAAGGGGGCUCGCUGUCCCAGCGCGGCAGCAUCGGGAGCCACCAGAGUAUCCGAGGGCUACCCAGGACGCAGAGCACCAAGUCGCACCGGCGCACCGGCAGCCGGGCCGAGGCCAAGUGGGCCAGCAUGCUGUCCAAGCACACGGCCUUCAGCAGUCCCAUGGAGAAAGACAUCACGCCCGACCCGAAGCUGUUUGAGAAGGUGAGCGAAUGUGACAAGUGCCUGGCUGUCUCGAGGCACCAGGAGCAGCCACUGGCCCGCCUGUCGCCCGAGCUGUCUGACGUGUUCGACUUCUUCAUCGCGCUCACCGUCUGCAACACAGUGGUGGUCACGUCCCCAGAUCAGCCACGCCAAAAGGUGCGGGUGAGGUUCGAGCUGAAGUCCCCGGUGAAGACCAUAGAAGACUUCCUGCGGAGGUUCUCACCCAGCCGCCUGGCCUCCAGCUGCAGCAGCACCGGGAACCUGAGCAACAGCAAGUCCAACCAUCGAUCGGGGUCCGGCUUCCUGUCGACCUUGUCGGCGGAGAGCGCCUUGCUCAGGCUGGAGGAGAGGCCGGGCCAGCUGGCCCAGGCCGCGGGCAGCAGGGACUACGGCAGCGGUGGCGGCAGUGAGGCGGACGGCUGGGCCCCUGGGUGCACCCCAGCGCAGGAGCCCGAGGCUGAGCUGCGCUACGAGGCGGAGAGCCCGGACGAGGCCGCGCUCGUGUACGCCGCCCGCGCCUACAACUGCGCGCUGGUGAACCGGCUGCACGACCAGGUGGCGGUGGAGCUGCCCCACCUGGGCAGGCUGACCUUUGAGCUCCUGCACACGCUGGGCUUCGACUCCAUCCGCAAGAGGAUGUCAGUGGUGAUCCGGCACCCGCUCACCGACGAGAUCAACGUCUACACCAAGGGCGCCGACUCGGUGGUCAUGGACCUGCUGGUGCCCUGCUCCUCAGAUGACGCCAGAGGAAGGCAUCAAAAGAGAAUCCGCAGCCAGACCCAGAAUUACCUGAACCUCUACGCAGUGGAAGGCCUGCGGACGCUGUGCAUCGCCAAGAGGGUCCUGAGUCAGGAAGAGUACGCCUGCUGGCUGAAGGGCCACUUGGAGGCAGAAUCCUCUGUGGAGAACCGCGAGGAGCUCCUCUUCCAGUCAGCCAUUCGCCUGGAGACGGACCUGCACCUCUUGGGUGCCACUGGGAUCGAAGACCGCCUGCAGGACGGUGUUCCCGAGACCAUAGCGAAACUGCGGCAGGCCGGCCUGCAGAUUUGGGUUCUCACCGGCGACAAACAGGAAACCGCUGUCAACAUCGCCUACGCCUGUAAGCUGCUGGACCACGAUGAGGAAGUCAUCACCCUGAACGCCGAGUCCCAGGAGGCCUGCGCAGCCCUGCUGGACCAGUGCCUACACUACGUGCAGGCCAGGGGCCCCUGCUACACCCCGAACAAGACCACAGGCAGCCUGAGCGUGGGCCUCUUCUCCCCGGUCUGCCCGCCCGCUGAGCCCACCGCCCCGGGCCCCUGCCCGAGCCUCGUGAUCGACGGGAGGAGCCUGGCCUACGCCCUGGACAAAAACCUGGAGGACAAGUUUCUCUUCCUCGCGAAGCAGUGCCGGUCAGUCCUUUGCUGUCGCUCGACGCCCCUGCAGAAGAGCAUGGUGGUGAAGCUGGUCAGAAGCAAGCUCAAGGCCAUGACCUUGGCCAUAGGAGACGGAGCCAAUGAUGUCAGCAUGAUCCAGGUGGCCGACGUAGGCGUGGGGAUCUCAGGCCAGGAGGGCAUGCAGGCAGUGAUGGCCAGCGACUUCGCGGUGCCCAGGUUCCGCUACCUCGAGAGACUCUUAAUUGUUCACGGGCACUGGUGCUACUCCCGGCUGGCCGGCAUGGUGCUGUACUUCUUCUACAAAAACACGAUGUUCGUGUGCCUCCUGUUUUGGUUCCAGUUCUACUGUGGCUUCUCCGCGUCCGCCAUGAUCGACCAGUGGUAUCUGAUCUUCUUCAACCUGCUCUUCUCGUCGCUCCCCCAGCUGGUGACUGGGGUGCUGGACAAGGACGUGCCGGCGCAGGUGCUGCUGGCGGAGCCGCAGCUCUACAGGGGCGGCCAGAACCGGGAGGAGUACGGGCCCCGCACCUUCUGGUUAAACAUGGCCGACGCCGCCUUCCAGAGCCUGGUUUGCUUCUUCAUCCCUUACCUGGCCUACUACGACUCAGACGCGGACAUGUUCACCUGGGGCACGCCCAUCACCGCCAUCGCGCUCUUCACCUUCCUGCUGCACUUGGGCAUUGAGACCAAGACCUGGACCUGGCUCAACUGGACGGCUUGUGGCUUCAGUGCCCUCUUGUUCUUCUCCGUGGCUUUGGUCUACAACGCCUCCUGUGCAACGUGCUACCCUCCGUCCAACCCGUACUGGACAAUGCAGACGCUUCUGGGCGACCCUGUGUUCUACUUGAUUUGUCUUAUAGCGCCGGUCACUGCACUGCUGCCCAGGUUGUUUUUCAAAGCCCUGCAGGGGAGCCUGUUCCCCACCAAGCUCCAGCUGGCUCGCCAGUUGGCCAAGAGGUGCCCCAACAAACUCCGUUCUCCCCAAGAGACUCAGGGACCCCUCCGGGGAGAAGCGAGGCCUGAACCCUCAGAGCAGAGUUGCAUCAGCGUCUCGGGGCCCGUCUCCCAGAACUGCACCCCACAGGAGUCUUGGCACUCGGCCUGGCCCCCCGGCUCCCCAGAGGCCAGCGAGGGGGCCAGCGUGGCGCACGUGAGCAUCCCUCUGAGGGGCGCGUUGGACAGUCGGGACUCGGGGUCCUCCGGGCCCCAGGAGGCUGCCCUGGGGACGUGUCCUGGGGACCCCAGAACGAAAACCCCCAGCACGAGCAGGGCAGCCUCCCUCUCGUCCAUCUUCGGCCUCUCCAGCUUCAGCUCGCUCAGCUGGAUUUCCUCCCUGUCCUUGGUCAGCGGCCUGGGGAGUGUCUUCCAGUUCCCCCGGGGCGGCUUACAGGCGGACAAGCGGGAGGCCGAGUUCCUGCCCAGGCCCCCGCGGCCGCUGCGGGACCAGGACCUGUGUGGCCCGGGCAGGCCGGCCACCGACAACUUCUAGGGGCCUCGUCCAGGGCGGCGGAGACCGUAAAGUAGCCUUUUUGUUUUUAUAACAUAGAUACUAAUUUUAUUUAUGUUUCUUAUUUGCACAGAGGAGUUCUAGUGAGGUGUAUUUUAUAUGUUUCCAGGGCUUGUGCUGGAAAUAAGAGGUACCAAAAGAAAAAACCCCAAAGUUUAUUUUUUAAAAGUUCUAAGUAGAGUAUAUUGCAAAGGAAAAGUCAGAGCUUUAUUGUAUAUAAAAGUUGAAAGAGUGACCUUUGAAAAGUGUGUUUAGAUUUGUUAUUUUUUUUCCGUCUCAUUUUGUGAGAAAAUGCGGUGUGACGGGUUUGGUCCCUCGGGUGAGCGUGGCAGG